CCCUCUCCCCAGUGUAACUCUCUCUACUUCCACUUGUCCACCCUCUCCCCAGUGUAACCUCUCUACUUUCCCCUCUCCCCAGUGAUCCCACUCUACUUCCACUUCUCCCUCUCUCCCCCGUAAAACCCCUCUACUUCUGCCUCUUCUCCCCCCGCCAGUGUAACCCCUUCACUUCCAUGUCUUCCUCCCUCUCCCCAGUGUAACCCCCUCUACUUCCACUUCUCCCCCUCUCCCCAGUGAUCCCCUCUGCUUCCACUUCUCCCCCCCUCCCCAUUGUAACCCCUCUACUUCCACUUCUGCCCCCUCUCCCCAGUGUAACACUUCCAUGUUUUUUCCCCUCUCCCCAGUGUAACCCCUCUACUUCCACCUCUCCCCAUUGUACCCUCUCCUCCUUCACUUCUCCCCUUCUAUUCUCUCCCCUCCUUCUCUCUUCUUCAGUUUUACCCACUGUGUCUGCCACAAUCUCCCCUCUUCCCCCCUUUUUUUCUGAACCCCCUCUAUUCGUGCCCUCUUCCUUAAUUCUCCCCUCUCCUCCCUCUGUAUUCCUCUCAUUCUGAGUAUUAGUCUCUCAGCCGUUUAAUGUUCAUCCUCUCCUCCUCCCUCUGGUUUUCUCAUUCUGUCCAUCCCUCCCUCUGCCUCCUCCACGCCCCCCCCCCGAUCCCGGUACCGCAUUGCUGUGCUGCAGGGGUGACUGCAUUGCGCUGGGGCCGUCAAUAGGUGGACCCCUCCCGGAGAAAUAAAACAGCCUGUGUGGGUACCGGCAGCCCCUGCUGUCUGAGAACCCAGCUACCAGGUAAGAGCUCCCUGCCUGCUUCUCCAUGCCCACACCGCCCUAAUGGGGACAAUUCACCUGGUGCCCCUGCCCUUCCCAUAAACCCCCUGCUGUCACCAUGUACCCCUGUCCUUCCCAUAUACCCUGUGCUGUCACCAUGUACCCCCUGUCCUUCCCAUGUACCCCCUGCUGUCACCAUGUACCCCCUGUCCUUCCUAUAUACCCCCUGCUGUCACCAUGUACCCCUGUCUUUCCCAUGUACCCCCUGUCCUUCCCAUACACCCUCUACUGUCAUCAUGUACCCCCUGUCCUUCCCAUGUACCCCCUGCUGUCACCAUGCACCCCCUGUCCUUCCUAUAUAACCCCUGCUGUCACCAUGUACCCCCUGUCCUUCCCAUAUACCCCCUGCUGUCACCAUGCAUCCCCUGUCCUUUCCAUGUACCCCCUGAUGUUACCAUGUCCCCCCUGCCCUUCCCAUGUACUCUCUGCUGUUACCAUAUACCCCCUUCCCUUCCCAUGUGCCCCCUGCUGUAACUAUGUACCCCCUGCUGUAACCAUGUACCCCUGCCCUUCCCAUGUACCCCCUGCUGUUAACAUGUACCCCCUGCUGUAACCAUGUACUCCCUGCUGUAACCACGAAACCCCUGUCCUUCCCAUGUACCCCCUGAGGUAACCAUAUACCCCUGCCCUUACCAUAUACCCCCUGCUAUUAUCAUGUAACCAUGUACCCCUUGCCUUUAUCAUGUACCCCUUGCCCUUACAUGUACCCCUGCUGUCACCAUGUACCCCCUAAUGUUACCAUAUACAUCCACCCCUUACAUGUACCCCCUGCUGUUACCGUAUACCACCUGCCCUUCUUAUGUACCCCAUGCCCUAAUCAUAUAUGCCCUGCCAAGCCUGUAUUACCCUUAGCUAACUCAUCUCCCUCCUGCCCAGCCUGCAGCUAUCACCCUCAGCCCUGCUCCCUCUGCAGCUAUCACCCUCAGCCCUGCAGCUAUCACCCUCAGCCCUGCUCCCUCUGCAGCUAUCACCCUCAGCCCUGCUCCCUCUGCAGCUAUCACCCUCAGCCCAUCUCCCUCUGCAGCUAUCACCCUCAGCCCUGCCCCCUCUGCAGCUAUCACCCUCAGCCCUGCUCCCUCUGUAGCUAUCACCCUCAGCCCUGCUCCCUCUGCAGCUAUCACCCUCAGCCCUGCUCCCUCUGCAGCUAUCACCCUCAGCCCUGCAGCUAUCACCCCCAGUCAGUCCUGCAGCAUCACUUAGUGACAGAAAUAGUUUCCUGCGCAACAGCUACACAGUGAUGUUUAUACAAUGCAUUUGCAACAACUCCCCCCCAAUCCCCUCCACCAAAAAAAAAAAAAAUUGAGCAGGGAGAUUUAAGCUGGAGGGGCGAGUGGUUGUGGGGCGAGGGGUAGAGGAUUGUUUUUACCUGCAGUGGGAAUUUUAGUCUUUGCUUUCUCUGUUUGUAUUUGUUUCUCUGUUCCAGAAAAAUACUUCAUGAAGCCUCAGAAAGACAGGCAACAUACAGACAGAAAGACAGACAAAUACAGCACAAGCACAGACAGACAGGCAGGCAGACAUAUACGACAAUAAGCAAAACACAGACAAGCAGACCGACGGAUAAACAGAACACCAGCAGACAAACAGAUAAAUAUAGAAUCAGGCAAUGAAGAGACAGGAGAUGGAGAGACAGAUAGAUACAGGAUCAGACGACAGACAAACAGCUCUGUAUACAGCACAAGCACACACAAAUAGACUGGUAAAGACAGCUAAACGUAGGAGGGAAUGGACAGACAGACAGAUAAAGACAGAACCAGGGGACAGACAGACAUUACAACAUGAAGAUAGCUGGGUGUACAAUAUAGAUAGACAUAAAAAGGUAGUGUGAAAUGAAGUGUAUAGAAACAUAUUAUAGACAUAAACAGAGUAUAUACAAACAGUCAAAAAAAGUAUCAGAAUAUAUAGACUCAUGGCUAUAUACAGGAACGGGGUAUAUAGAUACACACAGCUAUAUACAGGAUCAGGCUAUACAGAGACACACAGCUAUAUACAGGACCGAGGUAUAUAGAGACACAGCUAUAUACAGGACCAGGGUAUAUAGAGACACAGCUAUAUACAGGACCAGGGUAUAUAGAGACACACUGCUAUAGACAGGACCAGGUUAUAUGGAGACACACAGCUAUAUACAGGAACUGGGUAUAUAGAGGCACACAGCUAUAUGCAGGCCCGGGGGUAUAUAGAGACAGACAGCUAUAUACAGGACCAGGGUAUAUAGAGACACACAAAUAUAUACAGGACCGGGGUAUAUAGAGACACACAGCUAUAUACAGGACCUGGUUAUAUGGAGACACACAGCUAUAUACAGGAACGGGGUAUAUAGAGACACACAGCUAUAUACAGGACCAGGCUAUAUAGAGACAAACAGCUAUAUACAGGACUGGGGGUAUAUAGAGACAGACAGCUAUAUACAGGACCAGUGUAUAUAGAGGCACACAGCUAUAUGCAGGACCAGGCUAUAUAGAGACACACAGCUAUAUAUAGGACCGGGGUAUAUAGAGACACACAGCUAUAUACAGGACCAGAGUAUAUAGAGACACACAACUAUAUACAGGACCGGGGUAUAUAGAGACACACAACUAUAUACAGGGCCAGAGUAUAUAGAGACACACAACUAUAUACAGGGCCAGAGUAUAUAGAGACACACAGCUAUAUACAGGACCUGGGUAUAUAGAGACACACAGCUAUAUACAGGGCCAGAGUAUAUAGAGACACACAGCUAUAUACAGGACCUGGGUAUAUAGAGACACACAGCUAUAUACAGGACCAGAGUAUAUAGAGACACACAGCUAUAUACAGGACCAGAGUAUAUAGAGACACACAGCUAUAUACAGGACCGGGGUAUAUAGAGACACAGCUAUAUACAGGACCUGGGUAUAUAGAGACACACAGCUAUAUGCAGGACCUGGGUAUAUGGAGACACACAGCUAUAUACAGGAUCAGGGUUAUAGAGACACACAGCUAUAUGCAGGACCUGGGUAUAUGGAGACACACAGCUAUAUGCAGGACCUGGGUAUAUGGAGACACACAGCUAUAUACUAUAUUAGGAGUCUGAUACCUGAUAUUAUAUUUUAUGGACUCGCUGUAUGUCAGGAGUCAGUCAGAGUGAGACCAAGCGAUAUAAAUGGGCAUGGUCUACUUAUUGCCACAUGGAGGACAGACUGACUGGCAUAGAGAGGCUGGCACAGACAGACAGAUUGGCACAGGCCGGCUGGCACUAUCCGCUAAUAGCAGACAGAGUAAGUAACAGUGGAAUCUGUCAGUUUCUGACCUACAGAUGGGUUAAAGUUGGCAUUAAAUGACCCAGGACAAAUCAUAUCCCCCUGGAUUAUGCAGACAGACAGAUAUGUACUCUUUGGGUUUGUGUCCAGGAGACACUUGUUUAUACACUGUGCCAUUCGCUUUACCACCCAUGUACGUUCUCUUCUCUUUAACCAUCUGUUGCCAUCCUGCCUUUGAUAGAUGGGAACAAGGGCAUUAAACACGUAUCGAGGCCAGCGGAGCUCGCCAUAUGGGCUGCACCCAUCGCUUAUUCACCUGAGCUCAGGGCAGCCCUGGGAUUUGAGAACAGUUAUUCUUUCACAGUGAAAAAGGUUUAACACAGAGAAACGCAGCGUUCGACCACACUGGCAGUGAUAUGGUUAAACAUGAUAAAUGAACCCUACAAAUGAAGUCCUUCAUUUAAUAUUUUUUUUAAUAAGCUGUUUGCUAAACAUCUAAAAUGAUAUAAUAUUUUGAAAAAUAUUUUACAGGUUGAAUUUUUUGUUGUAUUGAUUUUUUUUUAUAAGUGAAACAGUCAAGCGGAGGCCACUGCUUCCCCCAAAUAUCUGUGGAAUAUGUAACUACAGAAUAGCAUAGUUAUUAACUAAAGUGAGAAUUUAAAACUUAAGGCCUGAGUAGUCAAACUGGAAGCAGAUUUGUUCCAGUUUCGGCUAUUUUGACCUUAAAUUUGAAAUUCGCUUUGAAUUCACAUUGAGUUCUAACUUCAGGGAAUAAAUCUGUAAGUGAAAUUGGGAUGUGCAGAUUUUUUGAGACCCACAGAGUUCCAUUGAUCGCUAGAUCAGAACCGACGAUUCCCUCCCUGCAGACACGCGCCGUUUCAUUCGUAUCAGAUUAUGUGAAAGAAAGAAAUGAUGUAAUUUCUAAAUAUAACGCAGCACAGCUCUGACAGGAGAGCAGUGGCACUAUACCAACAUGUAUAUUGAUAAUGAGAACGCUCCUAACAUGUUCCUAUCUGCUCUGCCCCUGGUAAAAUCAAUUUCAAAAGCUUGGUAUUCUACUGUUUUCACUCCAUAGACCUUCCAGGCGUGCAAGGAUGACCGCAGUCACAUGACUUGCGUUAACACGCCAUAAAUCAGUCAUUUUUCCUGGGGAGGAUUUUGACAGAUUACACUCCCCACGAUGCCUCGUCUUGCCAACAUAGAAGUGACCUGAGCACUACCCCAAACCACCACGCAGGUUGAAUUAAUAGGAGGUUAUAAGUAUAACUCCAGUUCAGAGGGGGAACUAAUGUAGAGAGGGCCCUGGUGCGAGAAAUUAUUUUGGGCCCUCUCUAGCGCAAGAGUGACCAAAAGAUCGAUCCCCAUUGUCGUACAACUCCGACAAUGCUUUUCCACUAGUGAUCUACCUAUUUCCCAUCCUUGCAAGGUUGUAUAAUUGAGCAGUGUUUGUGCGUUCGAAUGUAGGCAUGUUUUUGUAUAGAGUAUGUGUGUGCGCAUGUGGGAGUGUAUUUGUAUGUGGUAUGGCAUACUUGUGUGUAGUCUUUGUUUGUAUGCAGUCGUGUGCUUAUAUGUAGUGUUGGUCGUUAAAUACGUUAGCUUUUGUGUGUAGUAUUGGUGUUUUAAAGAAGAGGUGUCUGUAUAUAAUUUUAGCGUUUUAACACAGGGGUGUGUUUGUAUGUAAUGUUAGUGUUUCAUAGCAGAGGUGUGUUUGUAUGUAGUGUUGGCUUUUAAAUGUGGGUGUACAUUUGUGUGUAGUAUUGGUGUUUGAAUGAAGAGGUUUGUUUUUAUAUAAUUUUAGCGUUUGAAUGCCUGGGUGUGUGUGCGUGCUAUGUUGGCGGUUGAUUGCUGGGAUGUAUGCACAUACACACAUACACUGCCACAUACAUACUUACACAGAUUUACAUACAUAUUAGCACACUGACACACACACACACACACUGACACACACACACACACACACUAACACACAGAUACACACAUUGACACAUACAAUCAAACUCAGAUAAUAAGACUGACACUUUCACACUAAAACACACAUACACACAGAUACACAAAGACUGACACACAGACUGCCAUAUACACACACAGACCCUGACACACGUACAAGCUGAAAGUUGUAUAUUUGCAGUCACGCGAUGGGCCCGCUCUGCACUGUUGGUAGUUCCGCCCCUGCUCCAAAGGCCAUUAAAGUGUUAGCUCUGAUGCCAUGUUAAAACAAAACCUCUUAGCUGAGCCCUACACUAACAAUUCACAUUACAUCUUUCAUCUAGGUGAGACAGAGAGGGGUAUUUUUGUUUGGGGGGGUGGGGUAUGGGGUCUAUGUAUUUGGCAGAACUGUCUAUUCAUUGGGCAUGAAAUUCAUCCCUACUCUGCAGGCCUAUUAUAAUACAUGGGGGGAGCUCUCCUGAAUACAGAGGUUUUAGGAUUCAUUCAUUGCAAUGAAAUGAUUCAUUACAAUUUCUAAGCUAGAACAGCCUCAUUAUAAAAAUCCUCCUAAACGCCCAUUUUACUCUGCAAUUCCUUAUUUAGUAAUAAUAAAACCCUUAAUCGUAUUGCACACAUUGAAUAAUGCUUUUUAUGUGGAUAGUAUGGAUAUAUUCCCACACCUUCGUGAAAUAAAUGAAUAUUAUAUAUUGCCUGUUCAGCAUGAUUGGGUAACCCAGGGUUCUACCAAUCUGUUAGAGCAGAGUCAGAGAUGAGUUGGACCUUGGCUGCCCUGUCUCAUGUUACAGCCCCGGUAUGUUGAGCAGUUGGAUGAGGAGUUGAAAGUGACUUUUUUUGCCUUUCCCGCAGAUCUCUACCCCCAAAGACUUCAGAAUGGGGAAAGAGAAGAUACACAUCAAUAUUGUCGUCAUCGGACAUGUCGACUCUGGAAAGUCCACCACCACCGGGCACCUCAUCUACAAAUGUGGUGGUAUCGACAAGAGGACAAUAGAGAAAUUUGAGAAGGAGGCAGCCGAGGUAAGAUUGUGUGAAACAUGUAAUUACUCGAAAAUGAAUAAUCGCUGGGAAUUCCAUAUCAAAUGGACUGUAACGGGUUCUGUCUUGCCACAUCUCCCCAUGAAGACUGUUCUCAGGCCAAUCCAUGAUAAGACUUCUAAAAUAGUCCUCUUAUGGAGAAAUUCAGACCCCAUACCAGUAUACUAUAACCACUACAAACCUUCUAUCAGUAUACUAUAACCACUACAAACCUUCUGCCAGUAUACUAUAACUACUACAGACCCCAUGUCAGUAUACUAUAACCACUACAGACCCCGUGUCAGUAUACUAUAACCACUACAAACCUUCUGCCAGUAUACUAUAACUACUACAGACCCCAUGUCAGUAUACUAUAACCACUACAGACCCCGUGUCAGUAUACUAUAACCACUACAAACCUUCUGCCAGUAUACUAUAACUACUACAGACCCCAUGUCAGUAUACUAUAACCACUAUAGACCCCAUGUCAGUAUACUAUAACCACUACAGACCCCGUGUCAGUAUACUAUAACCACUACAAACCUUCUGCCAGUAUACUAUAACUACUACAGACCCCAUGUCAGUAUACUAUAAUCACUACAGACCCCAUGUCAGUAUACUAUAACCACUACAGACCCUGUGUCAGUAUACUAUAACCACUACAAACCUUCCAUCAGUAUACUAUAACUACUACAGACCCCAUACUUGCAUGCCAUAACCAAUACAGACCCCAUACUAAUAUAUUAACACCAAUAUGUGCCUCAUACCACUAUCACCAUUACAUUUGCCUUGUUUUUGUCCAUCAUGUAGAUGCGUGAAAACAUGUUCAAGAAAACAUGGUAGCCGUAGGGUGGCAAAGUCUGAUAUUACAUGAUAUAGUGUGUGGAGCCAGAGAUUGCAAGGUCAUUAUUCCACCAUAUUUUUCACACACACACUAUCUCUUCCUCAUAUUGUUGGACGGUGGAUGAAAAGGUCUGCCCUUGAAUAUGUAGAAUUCAUAUGCUGUGAGAAGACAGUUAGCAGUGAAGGUUCUACUUGAUUAAUAAAAGGAGUUGAGUCCUUGAGAACAUGCGUGCUACACGUCUGGUCAGUGCUUUUCAUGCACAACCCUUUAGUAUGUUGAAGUGAUAUGUGCACAGCAAAAUGUGGUGGGUCUGGCAACCCGAACGGUGAGGCGGGGGUGUGGGGUGAUAAUGCCAGGUGUACUGAACUGGUACCUGGGACACCAUCAGAAUUUUUCACCCUAAAGUGGGACCCAGGCCAAACUAGCUGACAUGGAAACAGGUGACCUGGAGAAUUUUUCUGAAUUGACAAUUUUGGACUAAAACAUAAAAUUGACUUUGAAUCCUUGGCAGUGCACAGUUUACUGGAUAACCCUGUCAGUGUGUGAUAAUCCUACAGGACAGACUUGCAGUGAUGGUGUCUAGCAGCUGAGAGCCGAGGCCUCAUAGACUGCUGCCUCUGCCAGGAUGUAAUGAGAGCCUCCAUUUUCUUUGAGCACUCAGAGGGCACGCUGUCCGCUCGGCACCACAAGACUUCCAAAUGGAGCUCGGCACGAGGACGGGGGGAGCCCAGCGCAGGGCAUUAUUUAACCCAUUAUUUAUCACACUGAUGGGAAAAUGUCCUAUAAUUAACAGGAAAAAGAAUGUGAAAUUCAAGGGAACUGGUUUAACUGAUUUCACUGCAGGAUUAGUCCCAAAAUGAUUUAUUUAAAAAAAUCAGAUUUAAUUAUACAGUAAAUAUUCUCAUUAAACCACUUGGGUGCUGGUAUAAAAUAAAAAUAAACUAGAUGCUGUCCUGCUUUGGCACCCAAACUGUUAAAUAGCUGUAUUUAGCUUAUAAUGCCUUGUACACAAUUUAAUAAUUUGUUGUGAUUAAUAUGAACCAAUAGGGUUUAUUCACUAAAUCAUGAAUUAUGGAGACUUUAUGAGUGAAUUGCCAUUUGUAGACCGAAAUAGUUUAAUUAGAAAAACUCUCCAAUUUGGCGUCAUUUUCCAGCCUGGGUUUAUUGUGUUAAAAUUUGAAAUCGAAAUUCCCUCAGUGUUUAUUGCAGAGAUGGAGUACUCGAGCGGCACUGACACAUGUACCUGUUUUUUUUUUGACAGAUGGGGAAGGGAUCCUUUAAGUACGCGUGGGUUCUGGAUAAGUUAAAGGCAGAGCGGGAGAGAGGAAUCACAAUCGAUAUCUCUUUGUGGAAGUUUGAGACGACCAAAUAUUACAUCACAAUCAUCGACGCCCCAGGACAUCGCGACUUCAUUAAGAACAUGAUCACCGGGACCUCACAGGUGUCAAACACAGGAUUUAUGGCUGUGCAUGCUACCUAGAUAUUCCAAAACAUUGCUCAUAUGGCACCCUUCAUUGCAAAAUAUUCUGUGUUUACUCCAUGAUGAAUGUCCAAGUGAGUGAGUACUCGCUACAGGUUACAGGAUUCCUGUCUGUAAAUUUUCACUAGUUAGGCCGUUUAGGGCGAGGGUUGAAGUAUGUUUUAUCUUCUCGGAAAAGAUUUUAAAUUUUUUAACGGAAUGGUCGUUUUUUGGGGUCCCUUGUCAUAGAUCCAGUGUCUGUUACCUAGUGUGAGCUUAGCACAAUAUCUGAUCAUUUUGUAGAAUAGUUUUUUUAAGGUUAUUUAUUACAAUUACUGGUAUUUAUAUGGCGCCAGCAUAUUCCGUAGAGUUUUACAAUAUUAUCAAAGGGGGAGAUUUAACAAUAAAUGAGACAAUUACAAAAACUUACAGGAACAAUAGGUUAAACAGGGCCCUGCUCAAACACAAAAGGACAGGAGGUAGCAAUCAAACAAGGUGGGAGUGAAGCAGAGCUGGAGGAGAGAGUAAAGUGCUGCCCUUUAGGAGAGAGCAGGGGACAGGUAUGUGAGGUAGAGGUUACUCUGGGAGGCCAUAAGCUUUCCUAAAGAGAUAGGUUUGGAGGAACUUUUUAAAUUAUUAAAGACUAGGAGAGAGCUUGAUGGUCGUAGGCAGGCUAUUCCAAAGGAAAGGUGCCACCCGUGAGAAGUCCUGCAAGCGUGAGUUGGCCGUACCGGUGCGAGCAGUGGACAGGAGAAGGUCACGGGCAGAGCGGAGAGACCGAGAAGGGGCAUAUCUAUGGAUCAGGGAAGAGAUAUAAGAGGGGCUAGAAUUGGUCAAUGCUUUAUAGAUGAGUUAGUACUUUGAAUUGACUCCUAUAGAAUGCAGGAAGCCAAUGUAAGGACUGACAGAGGGGAGAGGUGUGAGAGGAGCGACAGGAGAGGAAAAUCAGUCUAGCUGCAGCAUUUAUUGUUUCUAAUUAAUAUGUGUAAAACUAAAUAAUGUAUAUUUGGGGGUCUUCAGAACUCUUACUUAGGCCCAAAUUAGAAAUAAAAAGUCCUCCUUGCCUUGAUUCUGUGUUUGUAUUUGUCCUUAUUGUAAUUUGUCGAGAUCCGUCUUCCUGUUGUAUGAAAGACAUGUCUAUAAGAUAAACUCUCAUACACACUGUCUCCACUCCCCCUCCAGGCAGACUGUGCGGUGCUUAUUGUGGCUGCCGGGGUGGGUGAAUUUGAAGCCGGUAUCUCGAAGAAUGGGCAGACUCGUGAGCAUGCCCUACUGGCCUACACCUUGGGAGUAAAACAGCUGAUAGUGGGCAUCAAUAAAAUGGACUCCACCGAGCCACCAUACAGCGAGAAACGCUACGAUGAAAUUGUGAAAGAAGUUAGCGCUUACAUCAAAAAGAUCGGCUACAACCCUUCCACUGUUCCAUUUGUGCCCAUCUCUGGCUGGCAUGGAGACAACAUGCUGGAACCAUCUCCCAAUGUAAGUGGGAAAUCAGGUCGGUAACAAUAAAUAAAUACCUUACUUAGAUAAAUAAUUUCUCCUUCAGACCUUGUGAGAAACUAAAUACAGAUUUUUUUACUUUAAUCCAGUAAAAAAUCUGUAUCUAUAUAUAUAUAUAGCAAAAAGAAAGAUGGAGAACUCCGAGAACGGUUAACAGCUUAGAACUCGCAUGCAUUAGGCCUCAUUCCCAGCAUUCAUUUGCCGCUCGACUCUCUUCCUGAUUCGCUGGUAUUUUUCAUCUGCACAACAGCCAUCUCACUCAAACUAAAGGAACCGGCAAAAGCCCCAAAAUCCUCAAUCGCUUGCCGUUUGGUUAUUCUCCGCUCAGGUGUCACCUCUAUCAAUUACAUAUCAGACUGAUCCGAAAGGUCAGUCCAGAUUCUAAAAAUACAAGAGAUAUUGCAACCCCAGACGAUCAUUUCAGCCUUCUUCUGCAGAGGGAACUUACCGGCAUUUUGGUUCUGGACUUCCCUUCAUGGGCGGAAUGAGUCUGAUAUGCAAAUGGUUUUGAUUCUCAGUUGCUGCAGCUCUCUCCUUCCAGGCAGAUAUCAUCCCCUCUGCCUACACCGCUGCAGCUCUCUCCUUCCAGGCAGGUAUCUUCCCCUCUGCCACUGCAGCUCCCCGCUUUUAUGCAGAUAUCCACCUCAGCCUAUUCCGCUGCAGCUCUUCUUCCAGGCAGGUAUCCAGAGCACUGCGUAUAAUGUGAUUAUAGCAAUUGCCUUUAGAAAGGCACUUGCGACUCUCAGGCCUAGCUCUUUUGAUUUAUCCCAGGGCUAUAUGGAUCGUGCAGUCAGCCAAUUGGUCGGUCCAAAAACUCUGUUACACUCUGUUACUGGGAUCCCUAAAAAUCCACACAGAAUACACUUCCAAAUGGAACAAAAAUGCAAAGCUUUAUUUUUACUAGGGACUAGCCCAUAUGCAUUUUACAUCAAGCUUGCUGUGACAAACUUAAUAAAAUAAAAUAACCAAAACAGGUCAGAAAACAUACAGGGAAAUAUAACAACAUAAUAUAUUUAUAAAGGGUGGGGAAGACAAUAUUAACACAAAAUAUCUCUCCUGCCUGCAGAAUUAACAAUAUGCAAAUCUACAUUAUUAUGCAAAAUAACAAGCCUUGCUAUUCAGGUAGUGCAUACAGCUGUUGCUACCAAUAGGUGGUGCUGUACAGGCUUCACAGCCAAAUCCAUCUAGGUGGUAGCAAGCACCAGCAGGACAGAAGAGCUCACAAAACAUUUAACAAAACAAUAAAACAACAAUACACACCCUGCACCUAUAAUGGGCACAGGGUGACUUAGACAUAGGAGUAAUCUAGGGUCCUACAUAAAGUGUCCUUAUGAAACUCCAGGUGAUGGUGACUACUGUCACAGCUGCUAUUCACCGAUCUGGUGAGGAGUUCUAGACUUCCAGCGGCUUAGUCCCAGUCUCACAAAAGGGGUUCCCAGAUCUCUGGGGACAGAAGCACUCUCAAAUCCCAGGUAUCCUCUGAUACCUCCAUGCCUCCUGAAGCUUCCAUUCAAACAGUUCUCUAUUUGGAAGUCUGGUGAGUGAGCAAUACCUGCUUAAAGAUUCACCGGACCUUGGCGGAGUUCUAAUUAGAGUAACAGUUCCAGAGUGUUUCAGGGUAUCUCCUGGUCCAGCAUUCAAUGUGUGAAACAGGCUGAGGUACUCAAGUCCAGUUGGGAAGCACAGUAAGCUUCAGGGGCCCUCAUACCCCUGCCCACAGAAACCCAUGUCCAUAGUCUGUGUGUAGGAGGCUGGCCUUCAAGCCUCUACAGAAGUCUGUGGCACGGGAGCUUCAAUGCAUCUCUAUGAGGACAUGCAAUGCAUCUUUAUGAGCAGAUGCUGAUUGGCGCAGAGCAAGAACUGCUGCGCAUGUACAAUAACCACCCAAAUGCAUCCGUAAAGCUAAUUAAACCUUAUUUAUUUAAUUAUGGCGGGGCGGGGGGGAGUGUUAACCUGAACAUUGGAGAAAACACUCCAGCUUUAGAAAUACAGGUAUACAGAGUGUUCCGUUAAAUUUAUGAUAUUUUUAGGAUAGGGAAUAAGUAGGGCUUGCUUCUUCAUACACUCCUGCAAGUGUGCACUCUUGUGAGUAUAAAUGAAAGAACCCGACAGAAGGAUUUUGUCCUAGAAAGCACUUUACCGGAGUUAAAUGUUCCACAACCCCCUUCUUUAAUCUCCAUUUAGAUGUGUGUGCCCCUGACUCAUCAGAAAGACUCUGGCAGGUCUAGGACAUUCCUUGCUCAUCAGAUCCCAUAAAGUCAGUUAUAAAAAGACAGAGGCUCGGUGCCAGCAGGACCGUUCUGGAAGUCAGGCCCCCCAGACAACCAAACAUGGGCUUUAUUUCUGCCUCCUCUCAAUGGGUUUUAAUAGAUUCUUACUUCAUAAGAGGCCGGAACGUCGAUAUAUUCCUGGAAACUGGUGGGGUAUGAGUUGUUUUAUUCAUACCUUUUGUGAUCAGAGUUUUAACUCAAAAUAAACCAUUAACGUCUAUAUAGUGCAUUGCAGUACAGGGUCCACCUCUCGAUAUAAUCUGUAUAUAGUGAUACUUUACAAUACAGCCAUAUAUAUGGUGAUUAUAAUAUAUAUAUCUGACUCUGUAACGAAGAUCGGGUUAUAAUGAGUGAUACUAUCUGUACACCUGUAUGUAGGAUGUUUAUAAUAUGUGUCUGUAUUGUAACAAAGAUCGGGAUGGACUGAGUAAUACUAUGUGUACUCCUGUAUAUAGGAAAUUAAUAAAAAUAUAGGAUGAUAUAGUGCUAUAGUGAGCUGUAUCCUAGCUUGCACUUGGCCCUUCAUAUUUCAAUUUGCUCCAACUCACAGUUUAGUGAAUAAGGCCCAGCUCAGGGAGACUCUCCAUCUUACACAGUAAAUCAUUCUCUCGUCCCGUAGAUGCCGUGGUUUAAAGGAUGGAAGGUGGAGAGGAAAGAAGGAAAUGCCAACGGCGUUUCACUGCUAGAGGCGCUCGAUACCAUCCUUCCACCAACUCGCCCAACAGACAAACCUCUGCGACUUCCCCUGCAGGAUGUCUACAAAAUUGGUGGUAAGGUCCACGUGCUGGUUAUUUGCAGCUUCUGUAGAACCUCUACUUAUAGUUCUUAUUUAUAUUGUAGUCCUGGUUCAUGUUUCAUUUUUGGAGAUCAGUUUAUCUGUGCCACAAUGCCAAUGACACAAUUUGCAUUUUAUAAGCGCUUCAUGACAGAGUCUAAGAAAAAUGCUAUGGAAUAAAUACGUAGAUAAAAUGAUGAUUAUGAUAUUGUACCUUUUCACAAGUCUGGGCCUGAUGGCUGGAUUUAGGAUUGCUCAAGCAAGAAUGGAAUUUUGUAAAGCAAGCUCUUUUUAGAGUAGAGGGCUGCCGGGGUCUUUUUAUUUUAGUUUCUCACUAAAAUGGCGCAAAACUGCUUAAAAUAAUGUCAAAUUGGUUAAAAGAAAAAAAAAGAGAGAAUUUUCAUUUGUUGUAUGAAAAAAACCUACAAAAACCAUGAACAUUAUGGGGAUACCAGCAGACGCCAUAAAGCCCGACACAUUGAUAUAACCAAGACAACGUGAACCGGGUAAGCCGUAACUAGACAGACCAGCGGGCCUGGCAAUAUCUCUAGCCGUGACUUUUAAGGGGGCUGAAGAUGCCAGAAAUGGCUGGCAUGGGGCAGCAUUCUGCAGUAUCUCCCAAUGUAAGAUCACUCAGACAAGGUUGGGAACACGUAUGAACUAGACUUCAGAAGAGUAUGCUUGUGACAUUGAACGAGUCAUCCAAUAUUAUUCAUAUUCACUUUCUAUUUGAGGAAUAUGAUUGCCAACUAUAAAUUUAGUGUAGAAGAUCACCAGAGUGGUUUUAGCUACUACGCUAAGAGUUGGAGAGGAAGGGCAAUGGAUUAGAGGUGAGCUCUCAUGGGACAUGUAGUUUAGUGAUGUUUGAGGUGAGCUCUCUUCAUGGGACAUGUAGUUUAGUGAUGUUUGAGGUGAGCUAUCUUCAUGGGACAUGUAGUUUAGUGAUGUCCGAGAUGAGCUAUCUUGGGACAUGUAGUUUAGUGAUGUCCGAGAUGAGCUAUCUUGGGACAUGUAGUUUAGUGAUGUUUGAGGGGAGCUAACAUAGCGCAUGUAGUUUAAUGAUGUCCGAGAUGAGCUAACAUGGCGCAUGUAGUUUAGUGAUGUUUGAGGUGGGCUAUCAUAGGACAUGUAGUUUAGUGAUGUUUGAGGUAAGCUAUCAUGGGACAUGUAGUUUAGUGAUGUUUGAGGUGAGCUAUAAUGAGACAUGUAGUUUAGUGAUGUUUGAGGUGAGCUAUCAUGGGGCAUGUAGCUUAGUGAUGUUUGAGGUGAGCUAUCAUAGGACAUGUAGCUUAGUGAUGUUUGAGGUGAGCUCUCUUCAUGGGACAUGUAGUUUAGUGAGGCUUGAGGUGAGCUAUCAUGGGACAUGUAGUUUAGUGAUGUUUGAGGUGAGCUCUCUUCAUGGGACACAUGUAGUUUAGUGAUGUUUGAGGUGAGCUAUCUUCAUGGGACAUGUAGUUUAGUGAUGUCCGAGAUGAGCUAUCUUGGGACAUGUAGUUUAGUGAUGUUUGAGGGGAGCUAACAUAGCGCAUGUAGUUUAAUGAUGUUUGAGGUGAUUCAUUAUGGGACAUGUAGUUUAAUGAUGUUUGAGGUAGGCUAUCAUGGGAUAUGUAGUUUAGGGAUGUUCAAGGUGACCUAUCGUAGGACACGUAGUUUAGUGAUGUUUGAGGUGAGCUAUCUUCAUGGGACAUGUAGUUUAGUGAUGUCCGAGAUGAGCUAUAAUGAGACAUGUAGUUAAGUGAUGUUUGAGGUGAGCUAUCAUGGGGCAUGUAGCUUAGUGAUGUUUGAGGUGAGCUAUCAUAGGACAUGUAGCUUAGUGAUGUUUGAGGUGAGCUAUCAUGGGGCAUGUAGUUUAGUGAUGUUUGAGGUAAGCUAUCAUGGGACAUGUAGCUUAGUGAUGUUUGAGGUGAGCUCUCUUCAUGGGACAUGUAGUUUAGUGAGGUUUGAGGUGAACUAUCAUGGGGCAUGUAGUUUAGUGAUGUUUGAGGUGAGCUAUCAUGGGGCAUGUAGUUUAGUGAUGUUUGAGGUGAGCAGUCAUGGGGUAUGUAGUUUAAUGAUGUUUGAGGUGAUUCAUUAUGGGACAUGUAGUUUAAUGAUGUUUGAGGUAGGCUAUCAUGGGAUAUGUAGUUUAGGGAUGUUCAAGGUGACCUAUCGUAGGACACGUAGUUUAGUGAUGUUUGAGGUGAGCUAUCUUCAUGGGACAUGUAGUUUAGUGAUGUCCGAGAUGAGCUAUCUUGGGACAUGUAGUUUAGUGAUGUCCGAGAUGAGCUAUCAUGGGACAUGUAGUUUAGUGAUGUUUGAGGGGAGCUAACAUAGCGCAUGUAGUUUAAUGAUGUCCGAGAUGAGCUAACAUGGCGCAUGUAGUUUAGUGAUGUUUGAGGUGGGCUAUCAUAGGACAUGUAGUUUAGUGAUGUUUGAGGUAAGCUAUCAUAGGACAUGUAGUUUAGUGAUGUUUGAGGUGAGCUAUCAUGGGACAUGUAGUUUAGUGAUGUUUGAGGUGAGCUAUCAUGGGACAUGUAGCUUUGUGAUGUUUGAGGUGAGCUAUCAUGGAACAUGUAGUUUAGUGAUGUUUGAGGUGAGCUAUCAUGGGACAUGUAGUUUAGUGAUGUUUGAGGUGAGCUAUCAUGGGACAUGUAGUUUAGUGAUGUGUGAGGUGAGCUAUCAUGGGGCAUGUAGUUUAGUGAUGUUUGAGGUGAGCUAUCAUGGGACAUGUAGUUUAGUGAUGUUUGAGGUGAGCUAUCAUGGGGUAUGUAGUUUAAUGAUGUUUGAGGUGAUUCAUUAUGUGAGAUGUAGUUUAAUGAUGUUUGAGGUAGGCUCCCUGGGACAUGUAGUUUAAUAAUGUCCGAGGUGGGCUAUCAUGGGAUAUGUAGUUUAGGGAUGUUCGAGGUGACCUAUCGUAGGACACGUAGUUUAAGGAUGUUUGAGGUGGGCUAUCAUGAGACAUGUAGUUUAAUGAUGUUUGAGGUGAUUCAAUAUGUAACAUGUAGUUUAGUGAUAUUUGAGAUGGGCUCCCUGGGACAUGUGGUUUAGUGAUUUUCGAGGUGAGCUAUCGUUGGGCAUGUAGUUUAGUGAUGUUUGAGGUGAGCUAUCACGGGACAUGUAGUUUAGUGAUGUUCAAAGUUGGCUGUCAUGGGACAUGUAGUUUAAUAAUGUCCGAGGUGGGCUAUCAUGGGAUAUGUAGUUUAGGUAUGUUCGAGGCGACCUAUCGUAGGACACGUAGUUUAAUGAUGUUUGAGGUGGGAUAUCAUGGGACAUGUAGUUUUUGUGAUGUUCAAGGUUGGCUAUCAUGGGACAUGUAGUUUAGUAAUGUUUGAGGUUGGCUAUCAUGGGACAUGUAGUUUAAUAAUGUCCGAGGUGGGCUUUCAUCGGAUAUGUAGUUUAGGGAUGUUCGAGGUGACCUAUCGUAGGACAUGUAGUUUAAUGAUGUUUGAGGUGAUUCAUUAUGUGACAUGUAGUUUAGUGAUAUCUGAGGUGGGCUCCCUGGGACAUGUAGUUUAGUGAUUUUCGAGGUGAGCCGUCGUUGGACAUGUAGUUUAAUGAUGUUCAAGGUGAACUAUUUUGGGACACAGAGUUUAGUGAUUUUUCAAUGUGAGUCAUCUUGGGAUAUGCAUUGAACUGGGAAAGUAUGUAUUGUUGUAUUGCAAAAAGGACAACAUGGUUUGAAAAAUAUAUUUAAAAGACAGUUCCUCAGUUAUCUAAACUAUAUUUCGUGUUGUUCUCCUUUCUUUUUUUACUUUGUCCUUUAGGAAUUGGUACAGUCCCUGUGGGCCGAGUUGAGACUGGCAUCCUGAGACCAGGGAUGGUGGUAACGUUUGCUCCAGUGAAUAUCACAACAGAGGUGAAGUCUGUGGAGAUGCACCAUGAGGCUCUCAGCGAAGCUCUUCCCGGAGACAAUGUGGGAUUCAAUGUCAAGAAUGUUUCUGUUAAAGACAUCCGCCGAGGCAACGUGUGUGGUGACAGCAAGGCCGACCCACCUCAAGAAGCUGCACAAUUCACCUCACAGGUUAGAAGAAAUACUUAAGUAGACUUUAUGUGCUAAAACUGACCCUCUUAUAUAUGUUUUAUAAACAUUUGUUACUGGUUUGUCUCUACUUUGCACUGGUAUAAAUAGCUUUUUAAAUUUUUAACAUAAAUACCUUUUUUCAUUGUUGAGAAACUAGAGGAUCCUCGGCUGCUAGGCUGUGUUCCCAUUUCCCACUAGUUCCCAUUUUCCAGGCAGUCAGUGAAUUAUCUCAAUUGAUAUAUAAUCCUGUACACAAACAGAUUCUGAAAACCCAAUUACUAAAUAACCAAUGGCCACUCUUAUCUGUUCCCUUUAGGUUAUCAUCUUAAACCAUCCUGGCCAGAUCAGUGCAGGUUACUCUCCAGUGAUCGAUUGCCACACUGCACACAUUGCCUGCAAAUUUGCAGAGCUAAAGGAAAAGAUCGACCGUCGAUCCGGGAAGAAACUGGAAGACAAUCCAAAGGCCCUAAAAUCCGGAGAUGCUGCCAUCGUAGAGAUGAUUCCUGGAAAGCCAAUGUGUGUAGAAAGCUUCUCACAAUACCCACCUCUUGGUAAGCACUUACCUCUUUAAUAGAGGACUUACUGGUUCAUCAUCUCCCAUUAAUUAUGGUCCACCUUUUAACCAUGUAUGAACAAUAAUAUUUAAGGCUGUGGUACUAUCUUAUUCCUCUUACAUUAAACUCAUCAAAAGACAAGAAGACUUCCUUUAACAAACCAAAACACAUCUAAAGUCAGUAAGUAUUAUUUCAACGUGUAAAUCUCUCUUACUGUCUAAGAUGUCGCACAGCAGCCAGUGCUUACUGAGGAGAAGAGCUAGUUAGGUGCACCAUAAUUAAUAUUCUACAUAGUGAUACAUUUUGGGGUUUAUUUACUAAACACCUCAUAGUAAAAGCUGAUUUAGAAAAAUGUUCCCACUUGAUCGUGGCUAUUUUUAUCUAAAAGUUCGAUAUGUUAUUCAAUUUGCUGUCAUUGGCUCUUGAAUGAAUAAACCACAUUGACGACUGGGGUUUCACACCUAAACUUAUAGGGAUACAAUAUUUAUUAAUUUCUAGAGUUGACUGAGUCGAAAUCUAUAGGGUCAAAACAUAUUCAGGGGGCCUAUUGUAAACUGUAAUUUGAACCAAUCCAUUUACUAUGUAAGAAGCUGCAUCAUAUUGGACCAUACCACAUCUUUUGGAGGUCAUGACAUGAGAGAUAUACUUGAAGACAAAAUUCAAAUAUUUGGGGUUGUUUUCUGAUGAGGAACAUAUUUUGUAAAGCAAUCACAUUUUUAAAACCGUCAUCUUAGACUUAUAGGUAUUUUAGACUUAUAGGUGAUCUUAUCAAAGAUCCUAAAUUGUGCCUCCUGGAGGAGGUGACUUGUCAGCUAGUGGGGUAACAGAGAGAGUGUGGCAGUCUGUAUGGAGCUGAUAUUUCUUCAAUUUAUCUCUCGCAGGGCGCUUUGCCGUACGGGACAUGAGGCAGACGGUGGCCGUUGGCGUCAUCAAAAAUGUGGAGAAGAAAAGUGGUGGUGCCGGCAAAGUCACGAAAUCUGCACAGAAAGCCCAGAAAGCUAGCAAAUGAAUCGCAGGCUCCCUGCGUCUGGUGCACAAGCCCUGCCCCACCGAGAGGGUCCGCCGCCUUCCCUUUGAAGUGCACGUCAGCCCAUCUGCUUGUAAAAGCCUUUACGUUAACGACUGGAUGCUCACCAUUAAAGUCCAGUGGAAGUUCUUUAAGAGGAAAAGCAUGCCCCCACUGUGUGACCCAUAGUGUCCAUUUUACCAAUUAAACCGGUACCGCGUCUGUCAUGUGAGACUGUCGUGGUUUAUUUCAGACAGGUCGGGGAGAGUUUAAUCUAAUUGUGCCG
Pelobates cultripes (western spadefoot toad) is the source of this 19699-nucleotide messenger RNA. The record is from the annotation of a GenBank genome assembly. NCBI's taxonomy places the organism in Eukaryota, Metazoa, Chordata, Amphibia, Anura, Pelobatidae.